Messenger RNA from Uncinocarpus reesii 1704, 807 nucleotides. RefSeq lists its product as uncharacterized. The transcript has 2 exons. The coding region runs from base 1 to 807 and encodes 268 amino acids. The record is from RefSeq and is a predicted model, not a curated record. Lineage: Eukaryota; Fungi; Ascomycota; Eurotiomycetes; Onygenales; Onygenaceae.
AUGUGCAGAAUCAUAUCCCAAGAACGGUAUCAGCUCUGCGGCCACACAGCAAAAUGCCACUUGAAGCACGGUCUCGUGUACUGUCAAGAACCAAAUGGCGUUCCUUUGGAUGAGCAAGCACUAGAAAACCAAAAGGAGAUGUAUCUGACCAAAUUCUGCCCGGAAGAUACCUGGAAAGACUGGACGCUGAACGUGGACGGAUAUUGUCCCAGCUGCGUGCGUCAGCGUGAGAAAAUAUCUGUAGCAGGAUGGAGAAGAACAUAUGCCUGCAGGCAUACCAGGGUGGGAAUGAUGGGCAAGGCGCUUCAGGGUUGUUUCUCGCCGAAUUGGAAAGGUCUGGAGGCGGCUUGGAGUGACGGAAAGGAGAACAAGGCGAGAGGAAAGACCUUGUCGCCGUUUCAAUUUGGCACGAAGAGAGAGUGCUCAGGAGUUGCAGGAACCGGCAUUCAGAAUCCCUUUGUGUCCCCGCACGAGAUUGCUGAAGGAACCGCGGAAGGCAAUCCGGAAUGCACCCCAGCGGACGUGGGGAUACAGAAAUUCAACAAUGACCGUGACAACUCAAAGUUUUCUUGGUGGAAAUUCCAGCAGCUUAGCCUAUGGGGUGAGAAAACGAGAGUUGCGUGCCCGGAGUGUCAGAGAGUCUGGGUUCGCCGGCAAUUGGGAAUACACACCCCGAUGGAUAUCGACGAGGAUCCAGAGAAGAAAAAUGGCCCUCGGUACCGGGCGAAGAAGCCCCAGGGUUUGGAAGUGGAAAUCUAUAACGAUGAUCUGACCUUGCCUCGUGUAGAACGUGUUCGAGACAAAUAG